UCGAGACGACAGAUGCGCCGAUCGCACCGCGGCUUUGCGGGAUGGGUGCUUGCCGUCCUCCUGGCUAUGAUCAUGCUUAGGGGGUCCAGUGCCCAUGAGCCUUCCACGUCGACUUGGACGCACGAGCAUGUGCAUGAAUUAUCGACGAUUGCACAAACGCGCGCGUCCGAGAUGGAGACGUCCAAAAAGCUGUGGAUCGUCCUGUAUGGAAAUCGAGACGACCCAAUUCUGUCCGUGUUGAACCAGGUCGGGGGCGAGUUGUCGUAUGCGGUGUCGUUUGCAUGGAUUUCUGCAGACGUUGCACAGUCGUUUGGGCUCCAAGCAGCAAAACCCCCGAUUUUAAUCACGUUUCGCGACGAGCCCAAGUGGAAUCCGUACCAAGAAAGAAUGUAUCGAACCCUCGAGCUCGUGCACCAGUUUCCAUCACAACUCGAUGCACGCGCGUUGAAAAAGAUUGUUCGAGACAAGGCACCGUCCGCGGUUCAGACGUCCUGGCCAGACAAAGAUGACGACGCUGCUUGGCUGCCCACGGCAGGUGCCGCCACUCCCUUCGCUUCGACGAGCAAUUCGCCGCCACGAGUUGUGCUUGUGACAAAGAAGUCCACCCCUUCAUUGCUAUACAAAUCCCUGUCGAUCGAGUUUCCAUCGCUGAAGUUCUUCUCGUUACCAGACUCUCCGGAAGUUCUCGAACAAUUUCACGUAUCGUCCGUGCCAUCGCUUCUCGUGGGCUUGUCGUUGUCUCAGCUUACCUCCUUCAAAGAGAGUGACGGAGACGUGACCAACUUUGACGACCUCUGCCAAUUUCUUCGCCCACACGUGCCUACGACAACCACCGACGUCCAGUCAACAUCUUCGUCGUUGUGGUUCACUCGCGACGACCUCGACGUGGCGAUCCGAAACUCGUCCCACGCAGCCUGGCUGGUUGUUGUCCAGUCUAAGACAUCCCCCAAUAUCGUCGAUCCGUCGAAUGACGAUUGGAAGCAAACCGUCAUCGACUUGCGCAGCAAGGUCGGCCUAGACUUGAUCCGCGUCGCCAUGGUGAAUGAUGCUUCCCCAACUGCGGCCGGAAUCUACUCUGUACGUUAUGGUCCGUCCACUGCGAUGGUGAAAGCGCCGUUGACGUCGUCGGUCGAGACCGUGGUGAAGCACCUCAUCGAGAGCUUGCCAGACUCGACGUCUGCGUUGUACGGUCCGUCCGACAUUCAAGCGUUCUUUGGUCGCAUGUUGUCGAAAUCGGAUACAGUCAGCUUCGUCCUGUUCACGUCCAAGAAGGAUACGCCACUUCUUGUCCAGGCCAUUGCCCUCACGUUUCCAACUCACGUUCAAGUCGGCGUGGUUUUCAACCCUGAUCAAGACACCAAGAAGCAAUUUGGCCUUGGCAAACUACCAGCCAUGGUGGCUGUGAUGUCCCCACGAGACCCUUCUGUUCCGCGCGAGCAAUUCUCCAUGACGUUUUACGACAAACAGCUCUUGGGACCUCCGACGUUUGAGAAUGUGCAUCGGUUCGUCGAUCACGUCGUCCAAGCGUACGUUCCAAAACAAGGAGACCCGAACGAACACAGCGCCGACACCGCCACCACCGCCACGGUGCAUUCGGUCACGACCCAGUCCGAGUUUACCAAUGCUUGCACGUCACUGUGUGUGAUUGGUUUGACGCAUGGCGCCGACGACAUCGCGACACAGACCGUGUUGAAGGACGUAGCUGUCCAAAGUGCCGCCAAGAAACACCCGCUCCAGUAUGUGGCUGUGGACGCGGUAUGCCAGCCAGAGUUUGCAUCUGUGUUGGGCGCCGAAUCGUGGCAGAUUCCGGCAAUUGUCAUGUAUUCCCCUGGCAAGCGGCGGUAUGUGCGCCACGUUGGCGGUCUCGACGCAGACGCCACACUCGCAUUUGUGCAGAGUGUGCUAGCCGGCAAGACAGGAACGGCGCCAUUGUCGACGGCGCCGACGUUGGCUACCGAAUGCGCCGCGGUGGUCAAUGACGUCACCGACGCGCCAGUGAUUGACGACGAUGACGAUGGCGAAAUGGAGGCCAUGAUGCGGGAAAUUCGUGAAGAAGAGCAACGUCAAGCAGAAAUGCGGAAACGACAGCUCAAAGAAGAAAUGGAAGCGCGGAAGGCCGCGGAGGACAAAGCAAAAGCCGACGAAGCGGCGAAAGUGACCGAAAAGAAGCCAGCCAAGAAAUCCACGAAGAAGAAAAAGAAGACUGUGAAACCAAGGCCCAAGGACGAGCUGUGAUCAAUCCGCGUCGGCCGGCGAUUUAAAGGGAAACAUGCCGUCAAAAUCCUGUCGUGUUGUGCCGUGUUCAGCUGGCGGUGUUCGACGAGCUAUGCAACUCGUCCUGCCACCAAAAGAUGGGCCAUUCAUGGCACAGCCGUCACUGACUCAGCCACAUGGAUGCUGCGCGAGUGUAAAGGAGCGUGUCUACUAUGCAUGACGAAGGGUGGACGCAUUGGCACGAGUAUCGACCGUAGGCAGCGCAUGCGGCAGAUGGCGUUCCAUACCAACACACGUCGGCGAGUUCAUGAACCGAGUUUCGCUCUCUCCUUGCAUUCGGCGGUCGCCCGACUUGAUGUGGUGGACUCGACGGAGACGGGAGCUUCAGCAGCUAACGUGUGGAGGAUCGCAUCGGUGCUGAAAAACGUAAUUGUGUCGGCGACACGCGUGAGUUGCCUGAGUUAUACAUUUCAUGGCAUGAGUGCGCGAGAAGCAUGCACAUCGAGAGAAUUAGCUGCGUUACCAGCUAUCCGAUAUCCAUGCCGCGCCGCACGAUUCAGUUGCUUGACGAAGCGUACUGUUAUCCAUGGAGCGUCGCGCGGCUGCGGGUCUUGUCGGAUGCGGGGAGGAGCUUGAAGUGGAUGCGACGGGCCUCCAGGAACUUGACGACGGCAGGUUGAUGGUUCAGCACUGCUAAAUCCAACGCGGUGUGGCCGUCGAAUGUGACUGCCGACGCGUCGCUGCCUGCAACAUCAAGCAGCCACGCGACUGCAUCCACGGAGCCACCGUGCGAUGCACAAUGCAAUGGAGUUCGUCCCAUGCCGUCGAUAGCGUGCAUGUCAGCGUUACCGACAUUGCGAAGCAGCUCAAGAAGGCAUGUUGACCCGUUUAAUGCGGCAAAAUGGACCGGUCGGCGCUUGAAACGACGACGCUCGACGCGAUUCGCGUCAGCUCCUGCUGCGAGAAGCACGGCCGCGACAUCGUUGCUGCCGGUAUCGCACGCCCAAUGCAAUGCCGUGAGAGUAUAUUGAUCCUCUUCGUCGACAUCGUGCGUUGCUAGUAGGUCGCGCAGCGCGGCCACGUCAUUCUCCCGCCCGGCAUCGUGCAUCGGGUUCACAUUUGCUUCCAGGUGGAGCGCGUCCAUCGUUUCGUUUUGUCGUUGAAGAGAAUCUGCGAAAUGACAUGAUUGGCGGGAUUCAUUUCGAUUUUGUCCAAUCCGAUUUUAAAAAGAAUUCCUUGAAAAAGCACAAA
Aphanomyces invadans is the source of this 3465-nucleotide messenger RNA. RefSeq lists its product as hypothetical. NCBI's taxonomy places the organism in Eukaryota, Oomycota, Saprolegniomycetes, Saprolegniales, Verrucalvaceae. The record is from RefSeq and is a predicted model, not a curated record. The transcript has a single exon. The coding region runs from base 13 to 2235 and encodes 740 amino acids.